Molecule: messenger RNA, 3492 nt
Organism: Malurus melanocephalus (red-backed fairy wren)
Lineage: Eukaryota; Metazoa; Chordata; Aves; Passeriformes; Maluridae
Gene: ZDHHC14
Product: zinc finger DHHC-type palmitoyltransferase 14
Exons: 9
Coding region: 1089-2576 (495 amino acids)
Biological process (GO): peptidyl-L-cysteine S-palmitoylation; protein targeting to membrane
Cellular component (GO): endoplasmic reticulum; Golgi apparatus
Molecular function (GO): protein-cysteine S-palmitoyltransferase activity
Source: RefSeq, a predicted model, not a curated record
GUGGGCGAGAGCCUGCGGCGGGGCGGGGUGCGAGCGGCCGCGGCGGCGCUGAGCCGGGCGGCGAGGAUGGUGCGGGGAGGGAGAAGUCCUGGCAGAGAUAUAGCGGCGGCGAAGCCUCCCUGUCCCCUGCCUCCCAACCUCCCUCCCGCGGGGCCGAGGCGCUGRGGAGCAUGAGGCGGCGGCGGGGACCUGUUGUGUAGGGGGAGGCGCGGGCUGAGCGGCGCGGCGGGCAGGGAGGAUGAGGAGGACCUGCUCCCGAGGCGCUGGUGUGUGUCGGCGACCGGCCGUGYCCCGGGCUGCCACGGGCUCGGGAGAAUCCCCUACAGCGGAGUGCUGACAGGGGAGCCCUGCGCCCCUAGGUCUGCGCGGAGCGGCGGCCGCUUCCCGCUGGACUGCGGCUUCAGGAAGACGAGAGCUUGAAGUGUUCUUCGGAAGCUGGAGUUGCAGCCUGGUUCCUUACUUGCCUUUUUUUUUUCCCCUUUUCUUUCUUUUUUUUUCCUCCCCUCCCCCUUAAUGAUUUGUUUCGCGUGUCUCUCGAGGGAACGUCUUAGGAAUGGUCAUUUUUAGCAGUGGAAUCUGCUGCGCAAAGGAGGAUUAUAACAAAUCUCUAUGAAUGAUAGACUCGAUUACUAAACCUUGCCUUGACCAACCUUCUGACCCUCGGAGAGAACUCUCAGGGUGUGCGUGGGAAGGAAAAAAUUCUUCCCAUUUGAAAAUAAACUUGAAAAAAAGACUAUUUUUUUUUUUUUGAGAGCCUAACUUUUUUUUUUUUUUUUUUUCUUUCUUUUUGUCCUGUUUUGUGAUAAGUUGUUUUUAAAAGGAUUGUCCUACGUGGUUGUUUUGUAACUGGUGGAGGAAGGAAAGAUCCCUCUCAAGCAUUUCUGAUAUGACAGCUGUGGUUUCUGAAGAGUUAAGUGGUGUUUGCAUGAUACACCUAUUGCUAGUCUGGUAGCAGACUUUCAUCGUAUUAUUUGCUUUUUUUAUUAACUGGAGCUGGUGGAGAGGGCUCUCUCGGUCAGAAGAAUAUUUGCACUUAUAUAUUUGUAUAUAUUUUUGGUGGGGUUCUCCCCACAUUUUACGCUUUCUUGAUGACUCCUGGAGGUGGUAGUGGGCCCAUGAAAGACUGUGAAUACAGUCAGAUCAGCACACACAGCUCUUCAUCUCCCAUGGAGUCUCCCCAUAAGAAAAAGAAAUCAGUUCCCAAGAGAAAAUGGGAGGUUUUUCCUGGAAGAAACAAAUUCUUCUGCAAUGGGAGGAUCAUGAUGGCUCGACAGACUGGAGUCUUCUACCUGACUCUUGUUCUCAUCUUGGUCACCAGUGGACUCUUCUUUGCGUUUGAUUGUCCGUACUUGUCAGAGAAGAUUACGCCUGCUAUACCUGCAAUCGGUGGGAUUCUUUUCUUUUUCGUGAUGGGGACCCUGCUGCGUACUAGUUUCAGUGAUCCUGGUGUCCUCCCCCGYGCAACACCAGAUGAGGCAGCAGAUCUAGAGAGACAAAUAGGUAACACUGAAGAUAUAGCAAAUGGCUCCAGUUCAGGAGGAUAUCGCCCCCCUCCCAGAACAAAAGAAGUGAUCAUCAAUGGACAGACAGUGAAACUAAAAUAUUGUUUUACAUGCAAGAUUUUCCGCCCACCUCGUGCCUCACAUUGCAGCCUUUGUGAUAACUGCGUAGAACGGUUUGAUCACCACUGUCCCUGGGUAGGCAACUGUGUGGGGAAAAGAAACUACAGAUUUUUUUAUAUGUUUAUUUUAUCUCUGUCCUUUCUGACAGUCUUUAUAUUUGCAUUCGUUAUCACCCACGUCAUCCUUCGUUCUCAACAAACAGGGUUCCUCAAUGCUCUGAAGGACAGUCCUGCAAGUGUGCUGGAAGCAGUGGUGUGUUUUUUCUCAGUAUGGUCCAUUGUUGGCCUCUCAGGUUUUCAUACAUAUUUGAUCAGCUCCAAUCAAACAACAAAUGAAGAUAUUAAAGGAUCAUGGUCAAAUAAAAGAGGUAAAGAAAACUAUAAUCCCUACAGUUAYGGCAACAUCUUUACUAAUUGCUGUGCUGCACUCUGUGGGCCCCUCUCUCCAAGCUUAAUUGACAGAAGAGGAUUUAUACAGCCAGACACACCGCAAUUAGCAGGACCAUCAAAUGGCAUUACCAUGUAUGGGGCCACACAAUCUCAGAGCAACAUGUGUGACCAAGAUCAGUGCAUUCAGAGCACUAAAUUCGUUUUGCAGGCUGCUGCCACCCCCCUCCUACAGAGUGAGCCGAGCAUAACUAGCGAAGAGCUCCCUUUACCAGGAAAGACUUCUCUCAGUGGGCCUUGUGCAACUCUAACUCUAGGGCAACCAACACCACCAUCUUCUAUGCCAAAUCUCACAUCAGAUUCAGGUUUGACUGACAUCAUACCAUUAAAAGAGGAGCACGAAGGCCAUCAGUUUCUCACUCCUGAAGAAGCUCCAUCACCCCCUGGGAUGCUGCCAAGYGGAAGUCCUAUUACACACAGCCAUACAAUGCACGUCCUGAGUCUAGCCAGCCAGGACUCAUUGCAUGAAGACUCAGUGCGUGGUCUCGUGAAGCUUAGCUCAGUUUGAACAGCUUUUUUGAACAUCACACCAUUUCCUGGUGUCUAUACAAAUCCAUACUUAACGGGAAUGACGCUGCAGUACCAGUGUAAGGCUUCGUAACAUGSCUGUAAUGGAAACUUUAUUGCAUAAUGGAGUCUACUAAAAAGACAAGGAUUUUUUUUUUCAGUGGAGCUAUGGCAUUUUUUUGACCWGGUUGUUAAUGGUUGUGCUUUGAUGGUGACUGCAUUUUAUUUUWAAAUAAAACCAGAAAAGGUCAAUAAUCUUGUUUCCUGAAGCUUGGGUACAACGAGUUGGAAGACAGCCUGUAACAAACACCAUGUACAGUACAAAAGAGAGAUUCUUGGAUGUAAGUGUCAUGCUCUGUGUUCUAUGCUCUUGUAAUACACACUUGUUACGGCUUAACACACCUGUGGCCAGAAUGAUCUGCACUUACWUGUUAUGCUACCAAUAUUUGAGAUAGAAAAUUACCAUUCCAUUUGUUAAUACAAAACAAAACAAAAAAAAAAAAAGACUGCAGAUGUGGAUUUGCAUGCCACGCUACAGUAUGUGUUACAGUGGUGUUGGUAUUAAAAGAAAGUGCUGCUUUUUUAUUUGUGACUUUGAAAGUGCUGUUUCCUUUAAAGACAGUACAACAAACAAAUUAAUGGACUAUAUUUUUUCAAUUUAUUAAAUUUUAUUUUAAAUUAAUCAGUGGUGCCUAGAAGAUGAUGAAUUACUGAUUUGAUCAUAUUGCAUAUCAUUUAACCUUCUGUUUAAGUGUUUAAGUGAGGUAUUGUGUUGUGCCAUACCACAAGAUUCUUCCACUCCCUAAUGUGAUACAAUUACCUGUGGACCUCCAAUAAAAUGACAUCCUCUAUUUCGUGGACAUGUGUACAGUUAUCCUUGCACAGUUUUCAUGGGAAAAGGGGGGGAAAUCAUGGCC